AUGUCUUGCAAAACAGACUCUAUUGACCACUGGGAAGACCUCAAGACAUGGCUAAGUGUUGCAACAGACAGCCUCCUACCUAAGGCCGCUGAAACACUGAGGCAUCAGACACAGGACCAGCUGGAUGACAACAUAGCAAACCUCAUGAAACAAGACCCACGUCAGAGCUACAGUCACAAAGAAUUAGUAAAGAUCACCGGCUCCUUAAGCCACACACUCAUCGCCACCCUCAAGCUGAGCGACAGGCAUGCCGCCCAUCUCCAGCAGGAGCUAACACGCACACAACGACGCGUCGAGCAGCUAGAAUUGGAGGCUCAGGAACGACAGGAAGGGCCUGAUGGAGUGGAACAAGGCACCAAGGAGGAGAUCACUAGGCUAAAAGAGACCCUAGCAGCUGCUACCCAAGAAAUGGAACGAGGCAAGGCUGACUACGCUGAUCUCUCCAACAAGCUACAAUAUGCCGAACAGCUCCUGGAAAAGGCAAAGGUCGACUUCAGAGACAAGAACAGCCGAAUUAAAGGCCUUGAAACUCACCUGGAUGAGUCAAGAAAUGAGAUCAGUCGCCUAUCACAGAUCAUCGCAUGGCAGGCUGACUACCACCUCCUCAGAGAGGCCCUCAUUAAAGAAUUCGCUGACCCUGAGUCAGAACAAGGACUAGUGGCUGCCCUGGAGACGAGACAAGGACGUCAUGAAUCUCCUCAAGCCUACUACAGCCGACUCAGACGAGCACACUUCGGAACUCGCAACGAACCGAACAUGGAAAAUGAUCUAAACUUCAAAACUCUCUUCCUGAGAAACCUCCAUCCUGGAGUAAACCACCAUCUUGGCGUUCUCGCAUGUCCGCGAACAAUGAAUGCUCAACAGUUGCGAGACUUGGCACAGAAAGCCUAUGGCAAACAAAAGAUGGCCGCACUCACCUGGACGUCACUGGGAAAAAUCUUGGGACCAAUUCAGACCUCAUGA
Molecule: messenger RNA, 963 nt
Organism: Sinocyclocheilus grahami
Lineage: Eukaryota; Metazoa; Chordata; Actinopteri; Cypriniformes; Cyprinidae
Exons: 2
Coding region: 1-963 (320 amino acids)
Source: RefSeq, a predicted model, not a curated record